ACACUGAGUGCAAAAGUGACAGACGUCAAUAUGUUAAUGACCCAGUAGUUUCCAUCGCCUUGUUCCAUUUGGUACGCAGCCAUCUUUUGCGGCAUUUUGCACAAAAGAAGCGCCGAUUUUGUGACGAGCGAAGCAGUGGUGUUGUGUGUGGCUUGUUCAAAGUGCCCCAAUUUACUAGCGUGUCUGCCGAAGAAGGGAGCUGGGUGAAGCGCGAAGAAGAGGUGAGGAACUUUUUCGGCUGGCUGCAAGCUUGACGCGAUUUGGCGGGUGAUUGCUCUGUACGGAAGCAUCUGCAAAAAUGGGUGAUCGCGGAGAUGGAGCGGAAGCAUUCGAUGAUGCCGUCGAGGAGCGCGUUAUCAACGAAGAGUACAAAGUAUGGAAGAAGAACACUCCGUUCUUGUACGAUUUGGUAAUGACCCAUGCCCUGGAAUGGCCUUCGUUGACUGCACAGUGGUUGCCGGAUGUGACCAAACCGGAGGGCAAGGACUACUCGGUGCAUCGGUUGAUCCUGGGAACGCAUACGUCCGAUGAACAAAAUCAUCUGCUGAUUGCCAGCGUGCAGCUGCCAAACGAAGAUGCCCAGUUUGACGCGAGCCAUUAUGACAACGAGAAAGGAGAGUUUGGCGGAUUUGGAUCUGUGUCGGGAAAGAUUGAGAUUGAAAUCAAGAUCAAUCACGAGGGUGAGGUCAACAGGGCUAGAUACAUGCCACAGAACCCUUGUGUUAUUGCUACUAAAACACCAUCUAGUGACGUGCUGGUGUUUGACUAUACCAAGCAUCCGAGCAAACCGGAACCGAGCGGCGAAUGUCAUCCAGAUCUGCGUCUCCGAGGUCACCAAAAGGAAGGCUACGGAUUGUCCUGGAAUCCGAAUCUGAAUGGAUAUCUUUUAUCGGCUAGUGAUGAUCAUACCAUCUGCUUGUGGGACAUUAAUGCCACUCCGAAAGAACAUCGAAUCAUCGAUGCCAAGAACAUUUUCACCGGUCAUACGGCGGUCGUUGAGGACGUGGCCUGGCAUCUGCUGCACGAAUCCCUGUUUGGUUCGGUUGCAGACGAUCAAAAGCUUAUGAUCUGGGAUACCCGUUGUAACAACACAUCCAAACCAUCGCAUACUGUCGAUGCCCACACCGCCGAGGUGAACUGCCUCAGCUUUAACCCUUAUUCGGAAUUCAUUUUGGCCACUGGAUCUGCGGACAAAACCGUGGCCCUGUGGGAUCUCCGCAACCUAAAACUCAAAUUGCAUUCGUUCGAGUCGCAUAAAGACGAGAUCUUCCAGGUCCAAUGGUCGCCCCAUAACGAGACCAUUCUGGCUUCAUCCGGCACCGACCGACGGUUGCACGUGUGGGAUCUAUCCAAGAUUGGUGAAGAGCAGAGCGCCGAAGACACCGAGGACGGUCCCCCAGAGCUGCUGUUCAUCCACGGCGGCCACACCGCCAAAAUCUCCGAUUUCUCGUGGAACCCGAACGAACCCUGGGUCAUUUGCUCGGUGUCCGAGGAUAACAUCAUGCAGGUCUGGCAAAUGGCCGAGAACAUCUACAACGAUGAGGAACCGGACGUGCCGGCCAGUGAGAUUGAAGCGGGGGCUCCCUAGAGAGAUGGUCCCGGCAUUUUAAAUUAUAAACUCGUUUUAAUUCCCCAUGGUCACAACACAAAGUAUCGUAGAGCUGUAAGGUCGUAAUUCCAAAAAGCAAAAAAUAAAAAUGGCACCGUUUAAGGAAGAACAUUGUUCUGGUUAACAGGAAGCUACCUACGUAAGAAUGUGUUUUUUUUUUUCUCGACUGGAAAAAUCUAUUCCAAUAAAUGUGACAUUGUGCGGCGUGCGUCGCUUUAGCGUUAAAUCCUAGAGAUAAACUAUUUUGUCAAAUAAAGCACUAAAUUGUCUGAAAGUGA
This is a messenger RNA of Aedes albopictus (Asian tiger mosquito), 1887 nucleotides long. It is a transcript of the gene Caf1-55, whose product is annotated as chromatin assembly factor 1 p55 subunit. Bases 299 to 1588 code for a protein of 429 amino acids. Lineage: Eukaryota; Metazoa; Arthropoda; Insecta; Diptera; Culicidae. Gene Ontology annotation, molecular function: histone binding; nucleosome binding. Gene Ontology annotation, biological process: regulation of DNA-templated transcription; chromatin remodeling. The record is from RefSeq and is a predicted model, not a curated record. Gene Ontology annotation, cellular component: nucleus; ESC/E(Z) complex; NuRD complex. The transcript has 3 exons.